Messenger RNA from Acomys russatus (golden spiny mouse), 1446 nucleotides. RefSeq names its product CD47 molecule (gene Cd47). Gene Ontology annotation, cellular component: plasma membrane; extracellular exosome. Lineage: Eukaryota; Metazoa; Chordata; Mammalia; Rodentia; Muridae. The coding region runs from base 158 to 1180 and encodes 340 amino acids. The record is from RefSeq and is a predicted model, not a curated record. The transcript is spliced from 12 exons. Gene Ontology annotation, molecular function: thrombospondin receptor activity. Gene Ontology annotation, biological process: positive regulation of inflammatory response; positive regulation of cell-cell adhesion; positive regulation of phagocytosis.
GGACGGCGGGCACGCGCCCGCGCGCGCACCCGGGGAGCCUAGGCGGCCGCUCCUGCCUGUCACUGCUGCGGCGGCGCUGCUGGUCGGUUCCCUUGAAGGCAGCGGAGGCGGCGGCUGCUCCAGACACCUGCGGCGGCGACCCCCCGGCGGCGCGGAGAUGUGGCCCGUGGUGGCGGCGCUGUUGCUGGGCUCCUGCUGCUGUGGUUCAGCUCAACUACUGCUUAGUAAAGUCAAGUCUGUAGAGUACACUUCAUGCAAUGAAACUGUCGUCAUCCCUUGCAAGGUCCUUAAUGUGGGGGCACAAAGUACCGGAGAUAUGUAUGUGAAAUGGCAGUUGAACAAAACAUAUGUUUUCUUCUACGAUGGAGGCAGCAACACUUCCAUGGCAGUAGCUAACUUUACCAGCGCCAAAAUCUCAGUCUCGGACUUACUGAAAGGCGAUGCCUCUUUGAAAAUGGAUAAGCAUGAUGCUGUCGUGGGAAACUAUACGUGUGAAGUCACAGAAUUGUCCAGACAAGGCAAAACAGUUAUAGAGCUGAAAUACCGGAUGGGAUCAAACUGUUCUUACCACCCAGAGGAUGAGAAGGAGAAUGGAGAUUGCAAAUUAGCUUCUUGGUUUUCUCCAAAUGAAAAGAUCCUCAUUGUUAUUUUCCCAAUUUUGGCUAUACUCCUGUUCUGGGGAAAGUUUGGUAUUUUAACACUUAAAUAUAAAUCCAGUCGUACGAAUAAGAGAAUCAUUCUGCUUCUCAUCGCUGGGCUGGUGCUCAAUGUCAUCAUCAUUGUUGGAGCCAUCCUUCUCAUUCCCGGAGAAAAACCUAUGAAGAAUGCUUCUGGGCUUGGCCUCAUUGUAAUCUCUAUAGGAAUAUUAAUACCACUUCAAUACAAUGUGUUUAUGACAGCUUUUGGAAUGACCUCUUUCACCAUUGCCAUAUUGAUCACUCAAGUGCUGGGCUAUGUCCUUGCUUUGGUUGGACUGUGUCUCUGCAUCAUGGCUUGUGAGCCUGUGCACGGCCCCCUUUUGAUUUCAGGUUUGGGUAUCAUAGCUCUAGCAGAAUUACUUGGACUAGUUUAUAUGAAAUUUGUUGCUUCCAACCAGAGGACUAUACAACCUCCUAGGAAAGCUGUAGAGGAACCCCUUAACGCAUUUAAAGAAUCAAAAGGAAUGAUGAACGAUGAAUAAGUGAAGGGAAGUGACGGGCAGUAUUGAGAGUCGGCAGUGGAGGAAUACACUUGUGUUUCAGCACCAUGGCCUUGAUGACUCACAGCUGGAAAGAUGAACACAAACCACAGAAACUGACUUUUCAUCUAUGAAAGAACAUGUCAUUGACCCAUAGAUGAUUAUUACAGUUAAGUUUAUAUUCAAAGCAGCUGUAACUUACUUAAUAAAAGAAAUACGACAUGUGUUGUGUAACCAAUUGAAAUCCAUUUUUUCUGUUGUUUCUAUUC